AGGACGCGCACGAUAGUAUAUAGUUUAGUGUAAAAAUUUGUUUUGGCACCCAAGCAAACUCCCCUUACUAUGCAGCCCUCUAUCCCUUGAACUGACACCCCUUCCGACAGCUGCUUACAUAAUCCAAACGAAGAACACACCGCUUCGUGCGAUGGCCGCACUGCCACGUCAUCACAAAACAGAAUCAUCAUUAACCAGCGCUUGAUUAGUAGUUAGACGAGAGCUUCUCUUGCAUCUACAUACCUCCCCCACCUCCUGCGUGAUUUAAGCCCUAGCAAUAGGUGCUGAUCCAAAAAAAAUCCUUCAAGAUGCGCGGGACUGAACUUGUCGAUCCUGAGGCUCGGCACAACGCCUCACGGAAGUGGUCUGGCGUUUCCAGGGUGAAAGGGCCCACAUGGGCGAGGCUGCCACUGUUGGCGCUGAGCAGUUUUGGGAUUUCGGUUUUCUGGAGUAUGGUGUCUGGAAAUGCACCUCCAUACUUAGCAUCGUUGGGACUCUCGAAAUCGGAUAUCGCCAUUGUCAUGGGUGCUGGCCCUUUGUCCGGACUCCUGGUGCAACCCAUCGUAGGCGUCUUCUCAGACUCUUCGACAUCCAAGUUUGGCCGUAGAAGGCCUCCCAUUGUCUGGGGUGCUUUAAUCUGCUUCUUCGCCCUCUUUUUAUUUGGGUUUCCUACAACGUUUGCGUCCAUGCUGACAAGGAGUGAAGGGGCCCGCAAGGCUAUCACAAUCUUUAUCGUCUCGACGUCUAUCUAUGUCCUUGACUUCAGCAUCAAUGCUAUCAUAGCUGGUCACCGUGGAUUGCUCGUCGACAUCCUACCGGCAUCGGAACAGGAUAUUGGGAAUGCUUGGAUGGGACGUAUGGGAGCCGUUGGGGGAUUAAUGGCUCAUUUCAUAGGGAACAUGAGCCUUCCAGAACUAUUUCCCUUCCUCGGAAAUACUCAAAUACAAAUUAUUUCCGUUAUAAUGAGUAUCAUCGUUCUCCUUACCAACGGCGGGACGAUCUUAUCCGUACAGGAACGAGUUCUGCUGGAACCUUCAGGCUCUUCAGGCACGAGGGCAUCGGAAGGAGUUUGGAAGAGUCUUUCUAACACAGUGAAAGAGCUGUGGACGACAACUGUCAAUUUGCCUCCGUUAAUCUACAGAAUCUGCGUGAUACACUUUGUCGCCACGUUAGGAUGGCUUCCUCUGUGGAGUUAUGUGUCUUUAUGGGUCUCUGAUUUAUACUAUCAAGAGAAUCCUCGGAGCCCGCUGGAUGUGAAUGGUGAAGCUGGGAUGCGAGCUGCUAAUAGAGCCUUGAUGUACGCAUCAAUCGCAAACACGAUUUGUGUUGCAAUCAUGCCUUUCUUUGCGAGCUCGUCCCCGAGUGGGAAGGCUAUGGAUGGGUCUUGGUCCGAUGGGACUGAUCGGUGGAAGGAUGUGGGCGGGGCACGAACGCGAUGGAAGAUGCACUCAUGUUCUUUCUGGACGCUUUCACAAGCCAUAUUAACGUUCGCGUUGGGCGCUACUUGGUUCGUAGAUUCCGUAGCAACCGCAAGUAUUAUUAUGUUAAUAGUUGGGAUAUCUGCGUCUGUACACGCAUGGGCGCCAGGAGCCGUGUUAGGAGAGGUCAUCCAUACCACAUCAACGAAUCCCCGAUCUCGAUCCUCUUAUGCGCUCGUGUCGGCCUCAGAACCUAUUUCGGUUGAAGUGCGUAGCUCCAUGGAAGCGCAUCAUGGAGACGCCUCAAAACGCGUCCCCGGGACCAGCGGCUACGAGCAUGUUGAUCAUCACAGGGCUCAACGUCAUCACAUCAACGACUCGAUUGAAUUCAAGGAUAUAGACGAUGAAGACGACUCUGGAACUGAGAGCGCUGUGCAGGAUAAAGCGGGAACCAUUUUUGGGAUUCAAAACGUGUUCAUCGUUCUAUCCCAGUUCGUCGCCAUCGGUGUAUCUUCAAUAGUCUUUGCGUUGACCGAGUAUCCGGUUGGAGGAUCAUCCGUCGAUGCAGAGGUGAUGCUUAAAUCCAACGCCACUUCACCAGUCACUGAAGCCAUCCGGGGGAUGUCUCGUGAGGCGAUGCGUGCAGACACUGGCAAAAAACCGUUUGACUCGAUAGGAUUCCUACUUAGGCGAGUUAUACUGUUUUUCUGUGAACGCGCAAGCAUUUUGAAGUGUUUACAAAAUAGAUUGGGGGCCAUCAGCUCAGCAGUUGCAACCUAUAUGUGCUGGAAACUGUCUAAGCAAAUCCGUGCUUGAUCUGAGGCGCCGCGAAUGCCCAAGUUUAUU
Messenger RNA from Cantharellus anzutake, 2264 nucleotides. RefSeq lists its product as uncharacterized. The record is from RefSeq and is a predicted model, not a curated record. NCBI's taxonomy places the organism in Eukaryota, Fungi, Basidiomycota, Agaricomycetes, Cantharellales, Hydnaceae. Bases 309 to 2234 code for a protein of 641 amino acids. Gene Ontology annotation, molecular function: sucrose:proton symporter activity. Gene Ontology annotation, cellular component: membrane. The transcript is spliced from 14 exons.